AUGCAGCUGGCGGAGGCACAAGCCCGCGAGGCGCAGGCGCAAGCCGCGGCCGCUGCCGAGGUGGACCGCUUGCGGUCCAAGCUGGCCGCCCAAGGCGCCGCGCUCUCGGCCGCCACUGCCAAGUUUGAGGCACAGCUUGCAGCAGUGCAGAAGGAUGCAGAUGCUGCAGUGGAGGGUUACAAGGAUCGUUGGCGGCUGGAGCACGAGCGGAGACGCAAUCUGCACAACCAGAUUGUGGAGCUCAGGGGCAACAUCCGUAUCCUGGCGCGCAUCCGCCCCACCAGCAGCGCAGAGGCCGCGGAGCUCGUUGUUGCUGCCACGGCCAGCCCCAGCAAUGCAGCCGGCGAUCAGCGCACGACAGCGGCGGCAGUGCAGGCGUUGGAUGAGGAGCGGCUCGUGGUGAUGCCGUCCGGCGGGGGAGCAACAAGUGGUCCCAAGGAAUUCGAAUUUGAUAGAGUGUUUGGCCCUUCUGAUGGACAGCAGCAGGUGUUCGACGAGGUAUCGGCGCUGGUGGGCAGCGUGCUGGAUGGCUACAAUGUCUGCAUCAUGGCGUACGGGCAGACUGGCAGUGGCAAGACCUACACCAUGCAGGGGCCUCCAGAGGACCCCGGGGUGUACAGCCGGGCCCUGGCCAUGCUCUUCAGGGGGUCAGCUGGUUUGUCUGAGCAAGUUGCGUAUGAAUUUGGCGCAUCGGUACUGGAAAUUUACAACGAACAGCUCUUUGACCUGCUCAGCGGCACCAAGGACACCAGUGACCGGCUGGAUGUGAAGCAAGAUGCGGAUGGCGGCAUGUUCGUGCCGGGCCUCGUCACGGCCCCGGUCUGCUCGAUGGCUGACGUUUCGGCGCUGCUGGUGCGGGGCAGUGCCAACCGUUCUACUUUUGCCACCAACAUGAACGAGCACAGCAGCAGGAGCCACCUGGUGCUCACAGUGUACGCCACGUCUACAAACCUGGACACAU
This is a messenger RNA of Monoraphidium neglectum, 961 nucleotides long. RefSeq names its product Kinesin-like protein KIFC3. Gene Ontology annotation, biological process: microtubule-based movement. The transcript has 7 exons. The record is from RefSeq and is a predicted model, not a curated record. The annotation marks the transcript as partial. Gene Ontology annotation, molecular function: microtubule binding; ATP binding; microtubule motor activity. Lineage: Eukaryota; Viridiplantae; Chlorophyta; Chlorophyceae; Sphaeropleales; Selenastraceae.